Messenger RNA from Patella vulgata (common limpet), 2745 nucleotides. Its product is annotated as mpv17-like protein 2. The record is from RefSeq and is a predicted model, not a curated record. Bases 176 to 910 code for a protein of 244 amino acids. Lineage: Eukaryota; Metazoa; Mollusca; Gastropoda; Patellidae. Gene Ontology annotation, cellular component: membrane; cytoplasm. Gene Ontology annotation, biological process: mitochondrial ribosome assembly. The transcript is spliced from 2 exons.
UGUAAUGCCAAUUAAUGGCAUGGCCUAAUGUUGGAGACUACAAUGUUGGAGGUUGUAUAACAUGUGUUUUGAUAUCAAUGUUGACAAUUUUUUGUAUCAACAACGAAAUUCAACAAUCUUCAUUAUGGUUUGAAAAGCUUAACAUACUACAUAAAAUAGCACUAGGCCUGUCAAAAUGAUGAGUUCCUUGGCCUAUAGACUGUCUCCGGUAAUGAAGAGGAUAGCAAAUUGUGGACGAGUUCUGUUUUCCGACAAAUAUCUCUUAUUAACAAAUACUACAAUCUCCGUCACCCUGUCUGUAACUGGAGACAUAAUGCAACAAAAAUACCAGAUAAUGCAGAAUAACAUGAAAUCUUGGAACAAAAAGCGGACUUUUCACAUGGCAUGUACUGGACUUGUAAUUGGAGCAUUUUGUCACUACUGGUACCUAUAUUUAGACAAAUUUUUUCCAGGAACUGCAUUUCGCACACUAAUCAAAAAAGUGCUUAUCGAUCAAAUCGUGUGUUCACCUAUCUAUAUAGGCAUGUAUUUUGUUACCAUUGGAAUGCUAGAAAACAUGACAGUGAAGGAAAUAGCAGCAGAAGUUUUGGUCAAAGGGUCAACAAUAUACACUAUGGAAUGGAUAAUAUGGCCGCCAGCACAGUUAAUCAAUUUUAUGUUUUUGCCCACUAAGUAUAGAGUUUUAUAUGAUAAUAUAAUUAGUCUGGGUUUUGAUACAUAUUAUUCUAAUGUGAAAUAUCAUAGUGAAGUCAGAAACACUGAAGUUAUUAGUCAAAGUAAAAAUAUUGAUAUAGAGACUAUUGUUAAUAAUAAUAUUAGUAAAAGUAACUAUAUGGAUAAAGAGACUAUUGUUAAUGAUAAUAUUAGUGAAAUUAACAAUAUUGAUAUACAUGUAGAGACUAAUUCAUAAAUGAUAAUAUUAGUAAUAGUAUAGAGACUAAUCAUAAAUUAAUACUAGGGAAAGUAACUACAUAUAUGGAUAUAGAAGCUAUUGUUAAUGAGGAUGAAGAGUGAUUUUUAUAUAUAUAUAUAUUUUUUUAGAAGAAAGUUAAUUAUAAGUGUGUCUGUGAUGUAUAAUAAAUACUUCUCUAAAAUUAUGUUAUACAACCCUACCAAAUGACUAUUGUGCACAUUAGUUGCUUGAAAACAAUGCAAUAUUUUUUACAACAACGUAGGUUUUAUCAAUUGUUUAAUUUAAAUCAUUUUCCCAACAGGAAUUUCUGUUUGAAACAUGAAAUCUUUACUGUGUGUGAUAAGACUGACAAUUUCAGUCAAUAAUUUGAAUAGCCAGUGACCCAUAGAUAAAUUCAGCGGGGUGUGUCCACAGUUGACCUACAUUGUUUCAAUGGCAUUUAGUAAUUCAACUGGAUCAUUGACCUGUAUAUUGUUUGAAAAAAAAUGCAUCACUGAAUUUACUUUGACUCAGGGAAAAGGUAUUUGUUAUUGUACUGUCUGCACAACAAAACACAAUUUUGUCAUACACCACCACCACCACCACAGAAUAUAAACACGGAAUAUGAUAAAUAAAUAUUUACCUUGCUGCAAAAACAAAAUUACAUUUUGUAACCCAAGUAGUGGAGACUGUUUGACCUGCCCUAUACAUCUUGGAAUUAUUUAUGUAUAGAUUGUUGUUUUUAAAGUCUGUUUUUUAGAGUUUUAUAUAUAUAAUUUAUUUUGAGCAGAACAAAUAUUUUUUUAAUAAUUAUUUUUCUAGGUAUUAUGUUAGGUCUGAGAUUAAAUAUGCUAUGUAAAGAUAAACUAGAGAGAAAGAACAUGGGUAAAAGAAUGUGUGAAGACUGAGGGCUUUAUUUUAGUACGAGUUUCUUUUAUCUGUUUAUCUUUCCCCAGCCUUACCAAAGACCAGAGUUUUCUAGAAUCAAUAUUUUGGUUAAUUACAUUUACAUUAUAAAGUUUAGAAUAACCUGCCAUAUAAAGUUUAACCCUCCUAACCACGCAAUAUAAAUUAUAACCCUCCUAACCAUACAAAAUAAAUUUUAACCCUCCUAAUUAUACACUACAUUGAUACCUUCCUAAACAUGCAACAGUUUGUGUGCUAACCCUAAUUAUAAAGUCUAACCAUACUGUAUAAUAGUUCGAAAAUAGCUAAUGUAAAAUGAAUAUUUUGAAAAUUUCAUUCAAAUUACUCUAUUGCGAUUGAAGAUAUUAGCCUUUGAAGGUUUGACAAGACGUGUGCAAUAAUUUCAACCACCCUACUGGUUGUUUGAUGCUAAGUCACGCUCCUCCAUUUUUAGCUUAAAUCAAAAUAUGGCUGAACUGUUCUAAUCUAUUUAAUAUUGGAGAAAUCCGAUGCCAUCGAGAGUUGAUUAGGGCCUGGAUAAGUUAAUUAAUGUCUAAUUAAUAAUCUAGAAAACAUUUCAGGCCUAAAGAAAGACCUGCAAUAGGCAGAUUUAGCUCUUGCAUAAUGUAUGUUUAAUGAUCAAGGCAAGACUACAUCCAAGUUGACUGCUGUUUUUGAAAAAGGUACUUCAGCAUCACCAUUGAAUGAAUAGUCUCUGUUGGUUGAUAAAAGUUGAGAUAUUGAGCAAAUCGAAAGAACUGUGUCGUCAUUUAGUUUUAGAAAUAUUUCUUCCAUUUCAGCAUCUGCUGAUGAAAACAAUUUCUUGGUAAUGGGUAUUGCCAAUAGUUUAUUCAUGGAUAUAAAUUACCAAUUUGAAAACUGUUCGACUUUGGUUUUGUUUAUGUAUUGAAUGCCUCAGAAUAAAUUAAUGGAUUGUUUUGUUUUUA